CUGCUGCGCAGGGCCGGGAAGAUGGCGCCGCCUGGGAUGGAACGGGGGCUCAAGAGCGUCGUGUGGCAGAAGAUAAAGUCGUCAGUGUUUGAUGACUGCAAGAAAGAAGGUGAAUGGAAGAUAAUGAUUUUAGAUGAAUUUACCACUAAGCUUUUGUCAUCAUGCUGCAAAAUGACCGAUCUUCUAAGUGAAGGCAUAACUGUUGUGGAGAACAUUUAUAAGAAUCGAGAACCUGUCAGACAAAUGAAAGCUCUUUAUUUUAUCUCUCCAACCUCCAAGUCUGUAGACUGUUUUUUGCGGGAUUUUGCAAGUAAAUCAGACAACAAGUAUAAAGCAGCAUAUAUAUACUUUACUGACUUUUGUCCCGAUAGUCUCUUCAACAAAAUCAAGGCUUCUUGCUCUAAGUCAAUAAGAAGAUGUAAAGAAAUAAAUAUUUCCUUUAUUCCACUUGAAUCUCAGGUAUAUACUCUUGAUGUUCCAGAUGCAUUCUAUUACUGUUAUAGUCCAGACCCUAGUAAUGCAAAUGGAAAAGAUGCUGUUAUGGAAGCAAUGGCUGAACAAAUAGUUACAGUAUGUGCUGCCCUGGAUGAAAAUCCUGGAGUAAGAUAUAAAAGUAAACCUCUAGAUAAUGCCAGCAAACUUGCUCAGAUUGUUGAUAAAAAACUCGAAAACUACUACAAGAUUGAUGAAAGAAGUCAAAUAAAGGGUAAAACUCAAUCCCAACUUAUAAUAAUUGAUCGUGGCUUUGAUCCUGUGUCCACUGUCCUACAUGAACUGACCUUUCAGGCAAUGGCCUAUGAUCUACUGCCAAUUGAGAAUGAUACAUACAAAUAUAAAACAGAUGGGAAAGAAAAGGAGGCAGUUCUUGAAGAAGAUGAUGACCUCUGGGUCAGAAUUCGACAUCGGCAUAUUGCAGUUGUGUUAGAGGAAAUUCCCAAGCUUAUGAAGGAAAUUUCAUCAACAAAGAAAGCCACAGAAGGAAAGACAUCACUUAGUGCUCUUGCCCAAUUGAUGAAAAAGAUGCCCCAUUUCCGCAAACAGAUAACCAAGCAAGUUGUCCAUCUUAACUUAGCAGAAGACUGCAUGAGUAAGUUCAAGUCUAAUAUAGAAAAACUCUGCAAAACUGAACAGGACUUGGCACUUGGAACUGAUGCAGAAGGACAGAAGGUGAAAGAUUCUAUGCGAGUACUCCUUCCAGUCCUGCUUAACAAAAAUCAUGAUAAUUAUGACAAAAUAAGAGCAAUCCUACUUUAUAUCUUCAGUAUUAAUGGAACUACAGAAGAAAAUUUGGAGAAGUUAAUCCAGAAUGUAAAGAUCGAAAAUGAAAGUGAUAUGAUCCGUAAUUGGAGUUAUCUUGGCGUUCCCAUUGUCCCCCCAUCUCAGCAAGGCAAACCAUUAAGAAAGGAUAGAUCUGCAGAAGAAACUUUUCAGCUAUCUCGCUGGACACCUUUUAUGAAAGAUAUUUUGGAGGAUGCCAUUGAUAAUAGACUAGAUUCGAAAGAAUGGCCAUAUUGCUCCCAGUGCCCAGCAGUUUGGAAUGGCUCAGGAGCUGUAAGUGCUCGCCAGAAACCCAGAGCUAAUUAUUUAGAGGAUCGAAAAAAUGGGUCAAAGCUGAUUAUUUUUGUAAUUGGAGGAAUUACUUACUCUGAAAUGCGUUGUGCUUAUGAAGUUUCUCAGGCACAUAAGUCCUGUGAAGUUAUUAUUGGUUCUACACACAUUUUAACACCCAAAAAGCUGUUGGAUGAUAUAAAGAUGCUGAAUAAGCCCAAGGAUAAAGUUUCCUUUAUUAAGGAUGAAUAACAUUUUGGGGUUUGAGAUUCUUAUUAAUAUGUAUUACUAAAAGAUCAAGUUAAUGUUGCUGUCUUGUAAUUUAAACAAUGUAAAUAUUUUACAAAAUAAGGACUUUUCAGAUAUAUUUCUUAAGGGCUGUUUAUGACUUACAUAUCACUAGAUUUUUCAUUUUAAUAAUUUAAAUACUGUUGCUGCUUUGUGGAGGAUAAAAACAUUAAAAUACUUUCUUACAUAAAAGUUUUUCACCUUUGGGACAAUAUAUGUUAGAGUUGUAGCUAAUUUUUUUUACAACCAUCUAUGUAUAUACUAAUUGUUAGAAACUUAUCUGUACUUUGCUUAAAUACAGGUUUAUUUGUGGGGAGGUGGGAAAGAAUGACUUUUAUUGAAAAAGUUAUUAAAGUAAAAAACUAACUUGAAUGAGUUAUAGAA
Messenger RNA from Suncus etruscus (white-toothed pygmy shrew), 2220 nucleotides. It is a transcript of the gene STXBP3, whose product is annotated as syntaxin binding protein 3. Gene Ontology annotation, molecular function: syntaxin binding. The record is from RefSeq and is a predicted model, not a curated record. The transcript is spliced from 19 exons. Gene Ontology annotation, cellular component: secretory granule; plasma membrane. Bases 22 to 1800 code for a protein of 592 amino acids. Gene Ontology annotation, biological process: neurotransmitter secretion; vesicle-mediated transport; intracellular protein transport. Lineage: Eukaryota; Metazoa; Chordata; Mammalia; Eulipotyphla; Soricidae.